Molecule: messenger RNA, 525 nt
Organism: Funneliformis geosporum
Lineage: Eukaryota; Fungi; Glomeromycota; Glomeromycetes; Glomerales; Glomeraceae
Source: the annotation of a GenBank genome assembly
AUGGCAAAUAGUAAUAAUCCUUUACAAACUGAUCAUUUUAAUUUUAAUGAAAAUAAUUAUUUUGGUAAUUUGAUUCCGGAAACUAAUUUCCAAGGGGAACCUACUGCAAACAUUAAUGACGGCUACAACAAUAGCCUUCCCACGAUGAACGAUAAUUCGAUGUUUUACGGGAGUGCGGUCUCGCAUCAUCAACAACAAAUGGCCGGCUCUAAUUCUUCAAUUCAAUUAAUCCCUCCGUCAUAUGGCUCACGUUAUAUUGGUCAUGCUAAUUCUGGCGAAGAACAAAAUCCCCCGAUGUCCAUGUCCACUAAUAAUAUCUCUUUGAACGUCAUGGCUACCAAUCUACCACCCCAAUCAAAUUCUGGAAUUUUCAGAUUUGAAAUUCCUGGUUUCAGAAUUAUCGUCAUUCCGAUUGAAAAUAUAAAUGUACAAGAAGAGCAAAGUUAUUUAAAUAAUUCUUCCCCAAACAUUAAUACAAAUAAUCCUCAAUCUCAAUUUCAACAAGCUUUUCAUAAUUUAAUGUAA